Galeopterus variegatus (Sunda flying lemur) is the source of this 938-nucleotide messenger RNA. It is a transcript of the gene FAM241B, whose product is annotated as chromosome unknown open reading frame, human C10orf35. Lineage: Eukaryota; Metazoa; Chordata; Mammalia; Dermoptera; Cynocephalidae. Bases 35 to 397 code for a protein of 120 amino acids. The transcript has 2 exons. Gene Ontology annotation, cellular component: intracellular membrane-bounded organelle. The record is from RefSeq and is a predicted model, not a curated record.
UGCAGCCAAGCAGGGACUCACAGCUCCUGGGAAGAUGGUGCGGAUCUUGGCCAAUGGGGAAAUCGUGCAGGACGACGACCCCCGAGUGAGGACCACUGCCCCUCCAAGAGGUGGCACUCCUCGACAGAGCUUUCUCAACAGGAGCCAUGGUGUCCCCCCAGGCGGUCCUGGCCCCCGCCAUCAGCAGGCAGGUGCCAGGCUGGGUGCUGCUCAAUCCCCCUUCAAUGACCUCAACCGGCAGCUGGUAAACAUGGGCUUCCCCCAGUGGCAUCUUGGCAACCAUGCUGUGGAGCCAGUGACCUCCAUCCUGCUCCUCUUCCUGCUCAUGAUGCUUGGCGUUCGUGGUCUCCUGCUGGUGGGCCUCGUCUACCUGGUGUCCCACCUGAGUCAGCGGUGACCUCCAGGAGCUGAUAGGGGUGGGUGUGUUAAAGGGACUUGCUGGGCCUUGGUGUGAGAGCAGGCACACGGGAGGGGAUCUAGUGGUGCCUUGAAGGUGUGAUCAGAGAAGGGGCCAGAGGGGUGUGUUUCCCUGUCGUGUUAAGCAUGAGACAGAGGGAGACUCCAGUCCGGCAUUCCUGAAGUAUGGGGUGGAUACCCUGGUUCACUUGAGAUGUUUUUAGGUGGUAUAGGGCCUACAUUAAGUGGCACAAAAUCAGAAGAAGAAAGAGAUUCCCUUUCUAAUUCUCUUAAUCUUUUUAUGGCACGAAGAAAGUCUCAGCCAGUGCCAAUAUGUUCUAAUGACUCUGGAACACGUGCUGACAUCCCCUUUUACUAGGGAGCAGGACUUGGGCUUAGGACAGGUGCGAAAAGUUUCCAGACUUUUAUAGCACUGUUUGUUUUAAUGGUAUAUUUUUAUUGGCUACCUUUUAUUUAUGAUGGGUGGUACUGGUAUUCUAUUUAUUGUGACAUUUUCAAUAAAUAGCUUUAAGUAAAACUGA